Moneuplotes crassus is the source of this 859-nucleotide messenger RNA. Lineage: Eukaryota; Ciliophora; Spirotrichea; Euplotida; Euplotidae. The record is from the annotation of a GenBank genome assembly.
AUGAGAACCUCAAUAAACGACGACGAAGAAAUUUGCAAACCUCAACAAGUUUUGAAGCCAGAUGAUAAUGCGAUUCUUUUCCCCCCAUACAUAACGCUUUGACUAGGUGCUCUAUUUAUAGGAUGUCUAGGGACUAUCUUUUCCUUGGUGCAGAACAUUCACUUCACAGGGCUAGGGAUCUCUACAUCAUUAGUAGGAAUAUCUUUGGUAUGGACACUAAUAGUCGUGUUUUUCAAAAGAAAUAAAUGCCUUGCUAAGCUCAAACUUGUGGCAUUGGUGAUAUCGAUCAUAUUGCUCACACUUUCACUACUGACCAUGGUCAUGAUUCUCAUAAAGUUUGCCAAUUUAUGUAAGAAUCCUAGCCUGGAGAAAUUCAGUUUUAGGGAUAUCGAUCUAAAAACCUCAUUUAUUCCGAGAAAAUUGAGUGAUAGGUAUCAAGUAAUUUCUUAUUUGGAUGAAGAGAGGAAUUCUACACAAUACGUAAAUGUGUCCGAAACUCUUCCUCAGAAUUUUCUCAGACAGAGUAAUAGACCUCAAUGGCUUGAAUUAUUUAUUGAAAGAGCUGAAAAAUGACUAGCUCCUAACCACCAAUCACGAAUUCAUGAGAGAAACUUUGGAGACCUUAAGUUAACCUGGCACGCUUCACGGAUAGAUCAUACUCUUGGCUUGAUUACUGAUAUUGGAUUUCAAGCAGAUUUUCGAAAAUCCAUUCCAAAUUUCAAAAUCUCAUGACAUAAUCGUCUUUCGCUAAACCCAGAGCCCAACUUCUGCUCAGAUGCAAUCUUAAGUUGUUGGCAUGACGAUGAGUCACAAUAAAACUUCUCUUAGCCUCACAAUUUUAAAUAACAAUCCUUUUCUG